AUUACGCCCCUCAGCAUCAACAACAGUACGAACAUGACAUGGCGGCCGCACAGCAGUACGCACAACAAGCCGUGACAAAUGAAUGGCAGAUGACUGAACGUGCUUCUGUUCGACUUGCAGCCCGCGGAUCAAUACAGAUGCCGAUGCAUGCUUCCCAACGGCCCCAACCCACUCCGCCUAGCUACUACGCCACUCACGUGGCCUUCGCUGCUGCCGUUCCUUAUCCUCAUCCCAUUGCCGUGCAAAAGAGGAUACUGGAACAGCCGGAAGAGGAGACACCAAAGUCAAAGAAAGCGAAGACAAAAGCCAAAGCUGCAGAGGGCACUGCUGUGUCAAGACGUGGCUAUAAUGCCAAGAAGCGUAGUGAAGCGGCGCAGAUUGCCGCGCAGAAUGCGCAAUUGAUGCCCACGGUGUCGUAUGCUCACGUGUCCGUCGAGAAGGGGAAAGAAAGGUCUACUCCCGGCGAUUCCAUGAGGCUCGUGUCAUCAGAGGACGGCUUAUCUCACACCGAGUCUUCCGGCCCACUACAUCCCGAGCUGCAGUUUGCUCGAUGCAUGUCCAACCGUUAUAGAUCGGAGGAGUUUCCGCGAUGCGUUUCCUGCACUCGUCGAUGGGCUGGCGAUACUUGUCGAUUCCAAGGCAUUCGUUUCUUCUUGAAGAACGACAAGAAGAACAUCGUCGGUGUCAGUUUCGUGGAAAGCCAGAAACCCGACUCGCCCACGAUGAACUUCCCAGCCAAGUGGAACAUCCCAUUGGAAAAAUCUCAUAUCCGGCGCGUUAAGCGCACGGUCGCUCAGGCACUACUGCCGACGCUCAAGAAAGAGCUUGAACAUCUUGGUUUGAGUGAGAUCAUCCGCCGGCCAAGGGAAAGCGAAGUUCGUGCGACAUGCGAUACUUGCAUGACAUCGAUCUUCUCAUGCAGUUGGAUGUGCCGCCUUUGCGGUCGCGAAGCCUGCGCAGAGUGCUAUGAGCAAGUCAAGGAACUAACCAUCGAUAAAGCUGGUGCACCGGAGGCCGAAAUCGCAGCGCUCCAGGCUCGACGGGAGAGGCACGCUCACAUCAAUCCCUUCUUCCUUUCUUGCACCAGGAGGAACGAGCAUCAGGCAAAAGAUUUCUCGCCCAUGUCGCGCUUCUGCAAGGCAGAGUUAUCCGAAGCUAUCAGGGAAAUGGAAGCUCUAUUGCAAGAGACCGAGAGUCAGGUAAUAUCGCCGGAGCUGGGCUCUAUCGAUGCUGCCGUACCGGCGCCAGUUCCAAGCACAGCUGGCAUCUCUGGAGCCAGCUACGCGGCACCUCGCACCUUCUCCGAGAGCAUCGGCACUGGUGUUCCUCCUGAGCCUUCCUCCUUCGCUGCGAGUGCCCUCUCGCCAGUCCAGUCCAUGAACGGCCUCACCAGCGUGCUGUCUCAUGAUACGCUCUAUUUUGCCGAGGGGGAACUCUCGGAUGAUAUCUUCCGCCGCAUCUGGAAGAGAGGCGAACCUUUGGUGGUCACGGGCCUUCUGCGGAAGUUCCAUGUCCAGUGGACGCCGGAAUACUUCUUGAAUAAAUAUAGCAGCCAGAGUUGCCUAAUCCUUGAAUGCCAGACAGACCAAAACAAGCGCGUCACGGUUGGUGAGUUCUUCUCAUGGUUUGGAAAGUAUGAAGGACGCCGCGACUGCUGGAAACUCAAAGACUGGCCCCCCUCGACCGACUUCAGGACGGCGUUCCCGGAGUUGUAUGACGACUUCAGCAACGCUACGCCGGUCCCGAAUUAUGUUCGGCGCGACGGUGUACUGAAUAUGGCGUCGCAUUUCCCAAGCAACACGGUUGCACCUGACCUCGGGCCGAAGAUGUACAACGCGAUGGCAUCGUUCGAAUCGCAAGGCAGUAAGGGCUCAACGAGGCUUCACAUGGAUAUGGCGGACGCUAUCAAUAUCAUGCUCCAUGCCGAGCAGACACCGGACGGGCGCCCCGGAUGCGCUGCAUGGGACCUGUUCAGGGCAGAGGAUGCUCCGAAAUUGCGCAAAUUCCUGAAGAAGAAAUUCAAGGGUCAAUUUCAGCACGAUCCGAUCCACUCGCAGCAGUUCUAUCUUGACUCCACGCUUCGCCGCGAGCUGUUCAAGGACUAUGGCGUCAAAAGCCACCGGGUCUACCAGAAACCUGGUGAAGCAGUGUUCAUCCCCGCCGGCUGUGCACAUCAGGUUUGCAAUCUCGCGGACUGCAUCAAGGUCGCGUGCGACUUUGUUAGCCCGGAGAACAUCGAUCGGUGCGAGAUGCUCACGCGUGAGUUCCGCGAGCAGAAUCAGUCCAUGGCAUGGAAGGAAGACGUCCUGCAAUUGAGGACGAUGAUGUGGUUUGCAUGGCUCUCGUGUCGCCGUCAGGAAAAGGACAUGGAAUCAUGAGUGGUAUGGUUUCUGCUCUGCCGUCUCGCUUCGUUCUGCAUUCGUACGCUAGCACUUAUGUUUGCUAACUCGACCAUCUCAUUCGCACGCCUGUGUUACUCUGUUGUAUAUUGUGCGCUUCAUGUAUCGUCUUACGGCCAAGCAUACUAAUAUAUCCGAAAAGAAGGCCGAUCAUCCAGAUGAAAGGGUAAGGACACGCAAGGGCUCCAUAAUGUUGUGACAAUAUAAUUGAUGGAGGACGAUGAUCCCAUUUGUGGCCAC
Molecule: messenger RNA, 2639 nt
Organism: Laetiporus sulphureus 93-53
Lineage: Eukaryota; Fungi; Basidiomycota; Agaricomycetes; Polyporales; Laetiporaceae
Product: Clavaminate synthase-like protein
Exons: 10
Coding region: 39-2378 (779 amino acids)
Biological process (GO): regulation of transcription by RNA polymerase II
Cellular component (GO): chromatin; histone deacetylase complex
Molecular function (GO): histone H3K9 demethylase activity; transcription coregulator activity; chromatin DNA binding
Source: RefSeq, a predicted model, not a curated record